Molecule: messenger RNA, 4999 nt
Organism: Nelumbo nucifera (sacred lotus)
Lineage: Eukaryota; Viridiplantae; Streptophyta; Magnoliopsida; Proteales; Nelumbonaceae
Product: DHHC-type zinc finger family protein
Biological process (GO): peptidyl-L-cysteine S-palmitoylation; protein targeting to membrane
Cellular component (GO): Golgi apparatus; endoplasmic reticulum
Molecular function (GO): protein-cysteine S-palmitoyltransferase activity
Source: RefSeq, a predicted model, not a curated record
UCUCUCUAUCCAAUAACAGAAAUGUAGGAUAAAAUCGUUGAGGUGAAAAAACACAUUAUUGGAUACUAUGGUAAAACUACACCAGACCUUCUUCCUUCUUCUACUACUAUUUCCAUGGCUCCUCGAUCGAUGACUCCAGCUCUGAAAACCCUAAAAAGUGAAAAUAAAGCUCGUCUGUCGUCUUGAGGUUGCUUUUGAACAUCUAAGUCGAGAUUGAAAUCUCCCAAAACCUAUUUGGAGCUUGGUUGUUGUUUGAUCUGAUACUGAAGAAAAGGGUUAAGUAGAACAGAUCGGCUCUGGUUACUAGCUCUAAGAGCUUGAAUCAGAUUUCUGUUCUCAGUUUCCGUCUAAAGAAGUUCUUACGGUCAUCUUCAAUUGUAAAUGCUGUUAAUUUACACGUCACUACUUGGUUUUUAGUCAUGGUGAGGCGUCAUGGAUGGCAGCUCCCUGCUCACACGUUUCAGGUUGUGGCUAUAACGGUGUUUUUCUUGCUAUCUGUUGCAUUCUAUGCGUUUUUUGCUCCAUUUCUUGGAAGGGAAAUUUAUGAAUAUGUGGCUAUUGGUGUUUACUCUUUUUUGGCACUUUCUGUAUUUAUUCUCUACGUUAGAUGCACAGCUAUUGAUCCAGCUGAUCCUGGAAUUCUGAUCAGUGGCGACAAGACAUCUACCUAUAGGUCUCAUGAUAACAAUGAUUUGCCUGGGAACACAGCUCCAGAUGGAGAGCCUAGCAAGAAGAAUGGAGAAAAAUUUUAUGGCCAUAUGUCAAGUUGUUCAAAACUUGCUGGCUGCUUCUGUUGUCUUGUGGUAAAAGAAGAUUGCCGGAAUGAUGAAGAUCUUGUGCAGCAACAAUCUGGCGAGGAAGAUGCUUUGUUCUGUACAUUGUGCAAUGCUGAGAUGGUUGUGAGGACCCAUGGAGCCUCCAUCAUUUUUGUCAGGGGGCUGGAACAUCUUGUUCAGGUGCGUAAAUUCAGUAAACACUGCAGAAGUUGUGACAAAUGUGUUGAUGGAUUUGAUCAUCAUUGUCGGUGGUUAAAUAAUUGUGUGGGGAGGAAAAACUACAUCACAUUUGUAUGCCUGAUGGCAGCGAGCCUUGUUUGGCUUAUAGUUGAAUUUGGGGUUGGUAUUGCAGUCCUUGUUAGGUGCUUUGUUGAUAGAAAAGGUAUUGAAAAUCAGAUCAUUGAGAGGCUUGGAGUUGGUUUCUCUAGGCCCCCAUUUGCUACAGUGGUGGCCAUAUGUACAGCUGUUUCUUUUCUGGCCACUGUGCCCUUGGGUGAAUUAUUCUUUUUCCAUAUGCUGUUGAUUCGUAAGGGUAUUACAACAUAUGAGUAUGUCGUAGCCAUGAGAACACAAAGCGAACCACCUGGGCCAUCUGUAGAUGGAGGAGACCAGCAAAGCUUGCCAUCCUCACCAACCAGUUCGGCUGUAACUGCUAUUAGUGGAAGAAGCUCUCUUGGACUAGGCUUGCAAUACAAAGGUGCUUGGUGUACACCUCCAAGAAUUUUCGUGGAUCAUCAGGAUGAAAUAGUCCCACAUUUGGGUCCAGGACGUGUACCAUCCACAGUUGAUCCAGAUGCUGUUGAAUCAUCUGAUAAAGGGAAAAGAUUGGCCCAACGCCCAGUUCGAAUCAGUGCAUGGAAGCUUGCAAAGUUGGAUUCCAAUGAGGCAAUCAAAGCAGCCGCAAAAGCUAGAGCUUCAUCCUCUGUACUACGGCCAAUAAAUUCUUAUCAUCCUCCAUAUGAUGGUGAUCAUUCAUCUAGUGGCAAUUUAAGUGGCAGAAGCAGUCCAAUCAUUUCUGAUCAUGGAUUCAAUAACAGAGAUGCUAGAGCAGGGACUUUGAUGUUAUCUCCUCUCAAGAGUUCUUAUCCUCCAAGUCAUGCCAGCAGGGAAGAUCUGGAAACAUGCGGUCAUAGCAUUAGCAACUUCAGCAGUCCUAGCCACACUAACAAUGCCACCUCUUCUUCAUUACAGCCACAUACUUCUAACAGGGAACACUUCAAUCCAAUAUAUCAGUCUUCAGCAGAUCAGUCUCCUUUAUCAACCAAAGCAAGUGAUGUGAAUGAAAUUGCUCUUCAGGAUAAUUUAGCACAAGAGUUGGUCAAGAAAAACAACAGGGCUGCUGCAGAGAACUCUAGAUCAUCAGUUUUCUGGGAUCAAGAAGCUGGACGCUUUGUGUCCACAACUUCCAGAAAUAUUGGGUUCUCUUCUCAGGGUCCUGGGACAGAGCUUUUGUACACAGGCCAGUCCAUAUUCUUUGGUGGGCCUCUUGUUAAUGAACAGUUAGGCAGAAGUGUCAGAAGUGGAGGUUCAUCUGUGCCCCCAUCUAUGGAGAGAGGGUCUACUUCAAGUCAUAAUCAGUGUCGAGUAGAGAGAGGGGGGCAGCUUCCUGUGUUUGUUCCAAGUGAUUCACAGAUUAACCAGUUUCCUUCCUCUAGAAUGCCUUAAAUGUCUGCUGUGGAGAUACUUUGUUCUUCUAGGAAUAUAAUGAGUUGGAUUAAUGUCUUCUUUCAUUGGUUUUCUUUUUCCUCUCAGUUUGAACAUCUCUUGCAUUUAGAAUCUGGUGAGAUUUUGUUCUUAAAGCAUCUCUGCUGUCAUGUUCACUUUUUUUUUUUGAUAUCUAAAUAGUUAAAUUGGUCAGUUAGUAGAGGUUACUAGGGACAUGGGUGGAGACAUGUGAGAUAUGGAUCGCAAAAGUGUGCAGAACAUUGUAUAUUUUCUGUCAUUCUCCUCAAUGAUAAAAUUUACUGUCCACAUAAUCUUGUAGUAACAGCAAUGUCGUUAGAAAAUAACGGUACCGUAUGAAAGAUGUUCAAUAUUGGUGUUACAUCGUGUAAAUUAUUCUUUUUUGUUUGCAUAAUAAUCUAUUACAAUCUAAACUUGUUGAACAGCUGACAGUCUGAAGUACUAUGAUGAUAUGAUCUUGUUGAGGGGAAGUGUCAAGCAGCUGAGAAAGGAUUUACAGUCCAGGUUCUUCUAUAAUAGAAGUAGAGCAUAUUCUGUUCCCCCAAGUUAAAUAGCUUCCUUGAUUUUCCAAUGUUAUUGAAUACAUCCUUAAAUUCUUUUUCUCCGGUUGUAUUCUUAAGUCCAUUUUGACUGCAUAUAUUGAGGUGUUAUAGUUGUUCCAAGUCAAGAAUCUAAACUCUUAGCUGAGAAUUACAUUAUUGUGUAGGUUGUUAAUUUAUUGGUCCCUUGCCAUGUUUUGUAAAACAUACAUGUCCUUUUCUGCCCAUCUUUUUUUUCCUACAGCGUUAGAAUCAUAGGGUGGGAUUAGCUGUAUUACCCUUUUAUUCUGAAUCUAUAUUUCUUCAAGAAACAAUUUGUAAGAUGUAAAAGAACUUGACCAAAAGCAUGUCUCUAAUGGCUUUACUUUCCAGCUGAAGGGCCACAGGCCCAAUCUUGUUUUUUGUGCCUAUUGCUUAGCCUCCAAAAUGGAUUAGUUCCCCUUGACCCAUAAUUUAGAGAGAAGUUGAGAUGAUGGCUAAGACCAUAUGACUGAAUGGAAUUAAUGACUUAGCUUAAGAGAACUGGACCUCCCUAACACUCUGGAUGGUGAGUGAAGUCAAAUGGCUCGAAGAGGGAGAAACUGAAUACUUGGACUAGCCCUCUUGCUCCAUCUGUUUGUAAGGACAUUUGAGACAAGAUAGCUUCCAAUUGCUCCUACCACCAGGCUAUUCCACCAUAAUUCCAUUCAAAACAUGUUUAUAUCCCACUCUGUAAUGGUGGCUAACCGUCUACAUUGUUUUUUUCUUUUAAAUGUUAUGUAUCAUAUGUAAAUAAUAAUUACUGGCAGACAUAUUCUCUAUGCUUAAGUAGCCAUAUGAGUUCAAUAUUGGAGCUCCUCCAGGAAAAGAAAAGAAGCUUGAAUUUGUCAACAACCCAACUGGUCUUAUUUCUGCCCAGGCUGUACCCAAACCUCGAGCAGCAAUGUACUCAAUGACCAAAGGGAUGAAAGUAGGAGGGAAUGUGAGAAUUUCUCAGUACUUAGCUAUUUCACCAGUUUUCCUCUUAGUUUCUGUACAUUUCCUUUAACGAUCAAUUCCUCCUCAUUAAUGCAACUAUAUUCAUUUUCAACUUGUAAUUUGGCCCACAUAUUUUAAGUGACUAAUUUUCUGAUAAUUGAUUCCAUUGCAGAGGACAGUUAUUAUGCCUCCAGAAGCUAGAUAUGGACAAAAGGGAAUUAGCAAAACUGACCAUACUAUGAAGUGUGGACAUGGUGUCAGAAACUGUCCGUGCUACAGUGGUGUCAGCUCACGUACAUUUUUCAUGUUUCUGUGCAUCUAGUCUAAUUUUUGCUCCCAUGUAAUAAAUUUAAGUUUUUUAUUUGGUAUAAUGUAUAAAUUUUAAUUUAAGAGUGCACUUCCUGUUCACAGAGGACUUUCUCAAGAUUUACAUGCAUAUUACAUCUUGGAGCAUACUUGAAGAGCAAGUAAAACGAAAUGAGAGAAAAAUUGUUAAGUUCAGCAACCAUGUUUAUUUUGCAGCCUAGAGCUACCUUUGAACCGAAUGUGGAGCUUCUACAAAUAAUAGUAUAAUACCACCAGAAGAAAACUAAUUCAAGUUGGGUGACAAGAGGGACAUCUCAGUUGAAUUAAUAUUCUUGCAUGGAAGCCAUUCUUCUCCCUUACUUCCAGAUGAGGUAAUUUUUUAUUUGAGUAAUUCUCCCCCCUGUUACGUGGAUUACCUGUGUUUCCUGUUUCUUUAUUGUAUCUAUGAUACCACUUUUUUGGUAUUAAUUGAAUUUACCAUACCUACUGUCACAAAUAUUGUAAAAGGUUGGGGAUAGUAGGGAGGUUGUAUUCUUGACAAGUAGAGAUGUACCCAGUACCCACGUAAGGUUGUUCAGAAUCCCUUUUUCCUUUUAACCAUGUCAGUUAUUCUCAUCAUUGAAGCUGUAACUUUGUACUGUGGUUAUGAGCUUCCUAUUCUGAUAAUACUUAUUGACCAUAUCAGAUGGUAUGGUUAUUUAUUUUGAUUGUUAAAUUUAAGUUGUGGGCAUUCAGGUA